AACAAAAUAAACAAAUAUAUAUAAUAGCAACACAUAAUUGACUGCCAGUAGUAGAUACUGCUAACUGGAUUGUACUGCAUUGAAAUUUUGGAUUUUAACAUAAGGCAAAAUGGCUGGUGUGUUAUUCGAAGACAUAUUCAACGUCAAGGACAUGGAUCCUGAGGGCAAAAAAUUUGACCGUGUUUCCCGCCUGCACUGCGAAUCUGAAUCAUUUAAAAUGGACCUCAUCCUGGAUAUAAAUUCAUGGCUGUAUCCCAUGGAACUGGGAGACAAAUUCCGCCUGGUGCUGGCCACAACAUUGCGUGAAGAUGGUUGUCCCGACAGUGGCGAAUAUAAUCCUAUGGAGCAUGAAGGCACGCGAGCUGAUAGUUUUGAGUACGUCAUGUACGGAAAGAUAUAUCGCAUUGAGGGCGACGAGGCGCACAACGAGUCAUCACGGCUGUCGGCGUACGUUUCCUUUGGUGGUCUACUGAUGCGUCUGCAAGGAGAUGCCAACAAUUUGCACGGAUUCGAAGUGGACCAGCACAUGUAUUUGCUAAUGAAGCGACUGGCGUUUUGAACAUUGUAUAAUUCACACUAUUUUUGUAAAUUAAAUAAUUUUACU
Messenger RNA from Drosophila arizonae, 604 nucleotides. It is a transcript of the gene Polr2H, whose product is annotated as DNA-directed RNA polymerases I, II, and III subunit Rpb8. Lineage: Eukaryota; Metazoa; Arthropoda; Insecta; Diptera; Drosophilidae. Gene Ontology annotation, biological process: DNA-templated transcription. Gene Ontology annotation, cellular component: RNA polymerase I complex; RNA polymerase III complex; RNA polymerase II, core complex. The record is from RefSeq and is a predicted model, not a curated record.